AUGAGGUGGUGUCUUGCGUUGCUUAUUUGUUGCUUCCUGGCUGUGGUAAAUGCGCUGAGUAGCUCCGGCAGUCGCCUGUUGGCUAUUCUGGAAGACACAGAACAGAAGAACCUAUACUCCACGUUGUGGACAGACCUAGAGGGUAGUGUACUCCGCCUCAAUCCAAAGAGUCCAGCACGGGGAUACGAUGUCUCAAUCGAAUCUUCUAAGAGUGACCAGCUUGCUCUGUUCAAGCAUGGCGAAAGAGCUUACGACCACCUCCUGAUCCUCCCUCCCAAGUCCAAAGGUGGGCAUACCCGAUUCAAUUGA
Penicillium coprophilum is the source of this 309-nucleotide messenger RNA. Its product is annotated as Oligosaccharyl transferase complex subunit Wbp1. Bases 1 to 309 code for a protein of 102 amino acids. The record is from RefSeq and is a predicted model, not a curated record. NCBI's taxonomy places the organism in Eukaryota, Fungi, Ascomycota, Eurotiomycetes, Eurotiales, Aspergillaceae. The transcript has 2 exons. Gene Ontology annotation, cellular component: endoplasmic reticulum membrane.